UGUUGUGUUGUUUUGUGUUGUGCUGUAAAGACCGCUCCGUUCCAUUCAGUACUGUAAAGCUUCAUCGGCACGCCAUUUCCACGACAAACUAUGCAUGGUGAAAACAUGAAAAUAAACCGAAAUAUAUGAGUAGAUAUUGCUUGGAGCACAAAUAUAUAUUCACAUUGACUACGUUCAAUAUAUAUACUAAUUGAAGAUCUCAAACAACUAUUAUUCAAUCAUAAUAUUACGAAAAUGUUAUGUCUUAGUUGGACGAAUGGAUUAAUCAUAUCUCUCUCUCUCUGUCCUCCUCUCUCUCUCUCUCUCCCUUGCUCUCUCUCUCAGAAUCCAGGCAGAUGCAGUCGUCUCCGCCCUGGUCGUACGACCAAUCGUAUCCUUACCUGGGCCAGAUGACCACGCCCACAGUCCACUCGGCCACUCCCCUCUCCCCCAGUCGCUCCUCCCUCAGCGAGCUGUCCUCGCGGCUCACCGGCCCCGACCUCGCCGCCUUCUCCGACCCCCGCCUCUCCCUCGAUCGCCCCUUCCCCUCGCUGAACGACGCCCGCUGCUUCGCCGACCCACGGCCCCCCUUGCACUACGCCCCCCCGGGCUCCGCCUCCUUUGCCUAUGGCCCCGCCCACAAUGCCGUCACCAUGGCGACGUCCAGAGCGCCCGCCGGCCGCUACCACCCCUACCUGGCCCCGCCCCCCUACCCUACCAACCACGUUCCCCACUCCCAGGGAGGCGGGGCCUUCCAGGCCACGCCCACCCCCUACCACCUGUACUACUCCGCCGCCGCUGGCUCGUACCAGUUCUCCGUCAUGGCAGGAGGUGGCGGAGCCGGGGGCGGGGCCGGAGGGGGCGGAGACUCGUCGAGGUCGCCGCCCCGUCACGCCUCCACAGGCUCCGCCCACCUGCACCCCUCGCUGCCCAAUCAGAGCGAGGGGCUGGGCGUGGAGGCGGAGUCGUCGGGGCACAGCGGCUCGCCGGCCAGCAUGGUGGCGGCCGAGGCCGUGUGGCGGCCAUAUUGAGGAGAGCACGUUGGCCGGUGUGGCGGCCAUAUUGAGGAAGGCUUGGUUGCCGAGGGGCGGCUUUAUAGAGGAGGGCACUGUGAAGAUAUCAUAUCAAAGAGGGUAGCUGGGGCGGUGUGGCGGCCAUAUUGAGGAGGGUAGGGUGGCCGAGGGAAACUGUCUGGCGGCCAUAUUGAGGAGGGGUGGUGGCGGAGGGAGGGCAGGGUUUUGUGAUUGGAGGACUAGCCGCCCGCCCCCCCCCCACCUGCCCCCCCUCUCUGCGUUGUUGUCGCCAGACUUGAUCGAGCGUACGACAAACGGAAGGACAGAAGCGACGCACGCCGGUUGGUCAUUUCCAAAAGAGUGACUGGCGCAUCGGCCAAUGAGACGACGAGGAAGUGAAAAGGAGGCGGGACUCUAUGGGAUCGCUCUUGCACAACAAUGGAAAGACGAUGACGGUGGCUUCUGAUUGGACAUUGUGUCGUGAUGAAUCGCAACCCGGCCGUCAGGAGGCGGAGCCUGUUGGGUGACGAAAAGAGAUUUACCCGAACCCAUUUCCUGUUGUUUUUGUUGUGAUUGCCUGGUUGUGUUUACAUCGAAGCACACACACACACACAGACACACACUGAAACACACUCACAUUACGUCAUAUCACACAUAAACACACAUAACCGCAAACACACUCCCACACACCCACAAUGAUACACAAACAAAGAAACCAACACACACAGACACACACACACACACACACACACAAACACACACACAAUACAUAAAACCACACACACAAUGAUAUAAAGCCAAAUGCAAUCACACACACACACACACACACACACACACACACACACACACACUCACCCCCCCCCCCCCCUCACACGGUGGGUCAGACUCCACCAUUCCAAGGUGACUUAUUUUAUACUCACUAGGAUUGUUCCCUUUGUGUAACGUUGUGGACAGCCUUGCUUCUAUGUGUGUACGUGUGGGUGCGUGUGUGCAUGUGUGUGUGUUUGUCUGGAAGGGGGUCGGGUCUUUCUCCGUGAGCUUUAUUUUUAUUUUACUCUUGUUAAGUUAUUAUUGCUCUUUUGUGCCUGUCUGCAUGCAUUUGGUGUGUGCGUGUGUAUCUACAAGCGUGUGUGUCUAGGUGCGUGCGCCGAGUGCGUUUGCAUGUGUGUGUGUGUGUAUGUAAGGAGGACUAAUGUGUGUGAAGAGGACUGUUAGUGUGUGAGGAGGACUGUGUGUGUAUGUCUGCUGCCAGGAUGAUUUGAC
This is a messenger RNA of Gadus macrocephalus (Pacific cod), 2255 nucleotides long. RefSeq names its product RUNX family transcription factor 1 (gene runx1). The transcript is spliced from 2 exons. The coding region runs from base 336 to 1010 and encodes 224 amino acids. The record is from RefSeq and is a predicted model, not a curated record. Gene Ontology annotation, molecular function: RNA polymerase II cis-regulatory region sequence-specific DNA binding; DNA-binding transcription factor activity, RNA polymerase II-specific; ATP binding. Lineage: Eukaryota; Metazoa; Chordata; Actinopteri; Gadiformes; Gadidae. Gene Ontology annotation, biological process: neuron differentiation; regulation of cell differentiation; regulation of transcription by RNA polymerase II. Gene Ontology annotation, cellular component: nucleus.